UCCAGCGUCCACAGGCGGCGGAGCGGCCACAAUCACAGCUCCGGGCAGCGAGCGGGGCGCGAUCGCCCGGGCUGGCAGCGGCGCCCGCGCCCGGUCCCAUCCUCGCAGCGCUCGCGCACCGGGAAGUUUCGCGGCGGCGGCGCCCGGCCAGGGGCGCGCGCAGGAGGCAGCGGCCGACGCGCCCCGCAGCGCUGAGUGCGAGAAGAAAAGCAAGGCGGGGUGUGCGGUGGGGGAGAAGAAAAAACAUUAAAGUCAAGCCCACGGCUCGGGGGCCCACGCGCAGCCAUGGCCGGGGCCAUCAUAGAAAACAUGAGCACCAGGAAGCUGUGCGUGGUCGGCGGGAUCCUGCUGGCCUUCCAGGUCGUCGCCUUUCUGGUGGGAGGCUUGAUCGCUCCAGGGCCCACGACCGCGGUGUCUUACAUGUCUGUGAAAUGCGUGGAUGUCCGCAAGAAUCACCACAAGGCGAAGUGGCUGAUGCCAUGGGGACCCAACCACUGUGACAAGAUCCGACACAUUGAGGAAGCCAUCCCCAGGGAAAUCGAGGCCAAUGACAUCGUGUUCUCCGUGCACAUCCCGCUCCCCAACAUGGAGAUGAGCCCCUGGUUCCAGUUCAUGCUGUUCCUCCUGCAGCUGGACAUCGCCUUCAAGCUCAACAACCAGAUCCGAGAAAAUGCAGAAGUGUCCAUGGAUGUCUCCCUGGCCUACCGUGACGACACCCUUGCUGAAUGGACUGAAAUGGCCCACGAGAGAGUGCCAAGGAAGCUCAAGUGCACCUUCCCCUCCCCCAAGACCCCAGAGCACGAGGGCCGCUACUACGAAUGUGACGUCCUGCCCUUCAUGGAGAUCGGCUCCGUGGCCCACAAGUAUUACCUGCUGAACAUCCGGCUGCCCGUGAAUGAGAAGAAGAAGAUCAAUGUGGGGAUCGGAGAGAUCAAGGACAUCCGGCUGGUGGGAAUCCACCAGAAUGGAGGCUUCACCAAGGUGUGGUUCGCCAUGAAGACCUUCCUGACGCCCAGCAUCUUCGUGGCCAUGGUGUGGUACUGGCGCAGGAUCUCCAUGAUGUCCCGGCCCCCGGUGCUCCUGGAGAAGGUCAUCUUCGCGCUGGGCAUCUCCAUGACCUUCAUCAACGUUCCUGUGGAGUGGUUCUCCAUCGGCUUCGACUGGACCUGGAUGCUGCUCUUUGGGGACAUCCGGCAGGGUGUCUUCUACGCCGUGCUGCUGUCCUUCUGGGUCAUCUUCUGCGGGGAGCACAUGAUGGAUCAGCACGAGCGGAACCACAUCGCCGGCUACUGGAAGCAGGUUGGCCCAAUCGCUGUUGGCUCCUUCUGCCUCUUCGUAUUUGACAUGUGUGAGAGAGGCGUGCAGCUCACCAACCCUUUCUACAGUAUCUGGACCACGGACGUUGGCACGGAGCUGGCUAUGGCCUUCAUCAUCGUGGCCGGCAUCUGCCUGUGCCUCUACUUCCUCUUCCUGUGCUUCAUGGUGUUCCAGGUCUUCCGGAACAUCAGCGGGAAGCAGUCCAGCUUGCCCGCCAUGAGCAGGGUGCGACGGCUGCACUACGAGGGGCUGAUCUUCAGGUUCAAAUUCCUCAUGCUGAUCACUUUGGCCUGUGCUGCGAUGACUGUCAUCUUCUUCAUCGUUAGUCAGGUGACCGAGGGCCACUGGAAAUGGGGCGGUGUCACGGUGGAGGUGAGUAGCGCCUUCUUUACCGGCAUCUACGGGAUGUGGAACCUGUAUGUGUUCGCACUGAUGUUCCUGUACGCGCCGUCCCACAAGAGCUACGGGGAGGACCAGUCCCAUGGCGACCUGGGUGUCCACAGCGGGGAGGAGCUGCAGCUGACCACCACCAUCACCCAUGCGGAUGGGCCCACCGAGAUCUACAAGCUGACCCGCAAGGAGGCCCAGGAGUAGCAUAGGGGGGCUGCCCGCCGGGCCCUGCCCAGCCCCUCCUGCCUCCCAGCCAGGCCUUCUUGGACCUGCGGUGCGGACCCUGUCAGGCCGCCCCCUGAGCAGCUUCAGGAGGGUCCGGCAGCCCCUCACCAGGGCAAUGGGUCUGGUAAUAAACUCCAACAGACUCACGCUCCGUGGGCACCGUUACCUGGCAACGACGAUCACCAGGACUGGGAGCCGGCUGGGGGCCUCACGUGUGGGGUGUUCUUCCUGGGGUGCUUGGGCCGGAUGGGGUCUGUAUCGAGUGGAUGGUGACUCUUUUUAUUCCUGUUUUAGAUUCGGGGUAGAUUUUUAACAUUCUUUGCAGCCCAGGGUGUGCUGGUAUCUUGGCCCACUGUCCUGCUCUGCAGACACUUCUUUUCCCUAUUUAUACCCAGUAGCCUGCUGAGUUAAUAUUUAAGUUCUCCAUAGAUAUCUGUCCCUACUUUUAUGGCUUCAUACAAACUAAUUGAAUUUCAUGAGAAGGUCUAUUCGACCAGAGGCAUUUUCGCUUGGAAACCAAGUCUGUGUCUCUAGCACUAACCGACUGUCGGAUGUGACUUUAAAAAAAAUGUUUGCUUAACCACCCAGUAGGAUUUAUGGUAUUAAAUGGCCUUUGGGUCUGAAAAGCUUUUUUAA
This is a messenger RNA of Cavia porcellus (domestic guinea pig), 2568 nucleotides long. RefSeq names its product Wnt ligand secretion mediator (gene Wls). Gene Ontology annotation, biological process: Wnt protein secretion; Wnt signaling pathway; intracellular protein transport. Gene Ontology annotation, cellular component: endomembrane system; organelle membrane. Bases 286 to 1911 code for a protein of 541 amino acids. Lineage: Eukaryota; Metazoa; Chordata; Mammalia; Rodentia; Caviidae. The record is from RefSeq and is a predicted model, not a curated record. The transcript is spliced from 12 exons. Gene Ontology annotation, molecular function: Wnt-protein binding.